This is a messenger RNA of Cryptotermes secundus, 2063 nucleotides long. Its product is annotated as b(0,+)-type amino acid transporter 1. Gene Ontology annotation, molecular function: L-amino acid transmembrane transporter activity. NCBI's taxonomy places the organism in Eukaryota, Metazoa, Arthropoda, Insecta, Blattodea, Kalotermitidae. Gene Ontology annotation, cellular component: membrane. Gene Ontology annotation, biological process: amino acid transmembrane transport. Bases 171 to 1718 code for a protein of 515 amino acids. The record is from RefSeq and is a predicted model, not a curated record. The transcript has 13 exons.
UGAAUUCUGCCCGCACAGUGUAUUUAUGGAUUUCGUAUGAGCGAUUUCUUUGUUUGGUUUAAAGGAGACGCAGUAAAUGUUCUGAGGGACUCAAGCAGUGCUUUAGUUGUUUUCAUACGCACAGGCAGACAGACAUGGCGAAACUAAUAGGCACACUUCUGUAAGACAAGAUGGCUGCCCAGGCGACGCCUCAACCAGGUGGCCUACACAACAGGAAUCCUGUGGCUGAGAACAAUAGAAACAGGCCUGUUGCGCAAGGAGACAGUUUGCAGGAGAAGGUCCAUCUCAAGAGGGAACUGGGGCUCUUCAGUGCUGUGAGCCUUAUCGUCGGAGUGAUGAUAGGGUCUGGUAUCUUCGUCUCCCCCUCCAUGGCGCUGCAGGAGGCGGGAUCCGUGGGGUUUUGUCUCAUCAUUUGGGCGACUUGCGGAGCCAUCUCUUUGUUGGGGGCGCUGUGUUUCGCUGAGCUGGGUCUGUUGGUCCCCCGCUCAGGGGCUGAGUAUGUCUACCUGCAAGAGGCGUUUGGUGGCUUGCAUAAGUUUUGGGGCCCUUUGCCGAGCUUCCUGUGCUCCUGGGUGUACGUUGCCGUGCUGAGACCAGCCGAGGUGGCCGUCAUUAUCAUGGCUUUCGCGGAGUACGUCUGCCAGCCCCUGGAAAUGUACAUUGGCCACAUUGAGGAAGGAUCCAAAGGAGUCGCCAAGAAGUAUAUUGCACUUCUUGCAUUGGGGCUGCUGACCUACGUCAACCUCAUGAGUGUGAAGCUGUUCGUGCGUGUCCAAAACGUCUUCACAGUCAGCAAGUUGAUGGCCUGUCUUAUCGUCGUUAUCAGCGGGAUAUACGUGCUUUGUGAAGGAUAUACGGACAACAUAGCAGCGGGAUUCCAGGGUUCGAAUUUCUCCCCGCAAAACGUGGCCCUUGCAUUCUAUUAUGCCCUGUGGCCUUUCGACGGCUGGUCAACGGUGACAACUGUAACUGAAGAGGUUAAGAAACCAGAGGCGAACAUUCUGCGAAGCGUCGUGAUUGCCGUUCCCAUGGUAACCGCCAUCUACUUCAUGAUGAAUGUAGCGUACAUGAGUGUCCUCAGUAUCCCCGAGAUGACGUCAUCACCAGCCGUGGCUGUGACACUUGCCGACAGGACGCUGGGGCCGGUGAAGUUCCUCAUCCCUCUCGGAGUGGCGCUGUCAACGUUCGGCUGCGCGCUCAGCAUCCAGUUCAGCGUGACGAGGUUGUGCUACGUGGCCGCCAGAGAGGGACACAUGCUGCAGGCGCUCUCGUACAUACAUACGCGGCGCCUCACCCCCGCCCCCGCCGUGCUCCUCCAGGGACUGCUGACCCUUGUUUUCGUCGUGGUCGGGGACAUAGCGUCCCUGAUCGACUUCGUGAGCUUCCUCAUCUGGAUCUUCUACGGUCUCGCGAUGGCAGCGCUCCUGGUGAUGAGGAAGACAAAGCAAGAUGACCUGAGGCUUUACAAGGUGCCACUACUGUUUCCGGUGUUCAUUAUCUUCGUGUCGCUGUUCCUGUGCCUCGUGCCCAUCAUCACAGACCCAUCACCGAGGUACUUCGUCGCCCUGGUGUUGAUUGGGCUCGGCGUGGCGGUCUAUGUCCCUCUGGUGUUCUACAGACUCCGGCCUCGGUGGAUGGAAAAUUUUUCGUACGUCAUACAAGUCCUCAUGGAAGUGGUUCCCGCUGAAGAACCUGCAGUAGAUCGAAUCGGCAGCUGAAUAAUGUAUCGAGCCAGAUUGAAUGGUGAGACCUAAACCGUCGCGCCCUCUACGGUAAUUGGUGUUCGCUUUGACUGGUCAACAUUCUUCAGUGUUUGCACAUCCAGGGAUUUCAUCUGUGGUUGCCUGUGGCCAUCUUGGGAAGAGCCUGACUUGUUUAGUUUCCCCGAAUGCGUUCAGAGGCGCAGUUGUUUGAACCUAACGUUAGAAGUUUGUGUGGAUGACCCAGUUUUCAGUUCAGCGCUAUCGUGGAGCAAACCUGUGCGUUACGAUCCGGUCCGACUUCAUGAGAUGAGCGUGCGACUCAUUAGGGCACAUGCAAAUAAUAUUUUGUAAAGCGAUGAA